Annulohypoxylon maeteangense is the source of this 1287-nucleotide messenger RNA. RefSeq names its product carbonic anhydrase. The record is from RefSeq and is a predicted model, not a curated record. The coding region runs from base 207 to 1169 and encodes 320 amino acids. Gene Ontology annotation, molecular function: carbonate dehydratase activity; zinc ion binding. The transcript is spliced from 3 exons. Lineage: Eukaryota; Fungi; Ascomycota; Sordariomycetes; Xylariales; Hypoxylaceae.
UUACCAUGUGGCUGAGCUAGGUAUUCUUCUUUUGGUAUUUUUAUAUUUGUUUUAUUUCGUUUCUUUCGGGUAUAUCCUCGUCGUGCGCUCCGAGAGCCGACUGUCGCAUCGUCAUCUUUAAAUUCUUUCGUUUUCUCCUUGGCUUCACUCUCUCGACACUUGUCUGCUGGUCAUUUUCGUUCUCAUUAUCUGUUGUGUUUAGUAAAAUGUCUUCAUCCUUUUCUCGUCUUUUUCUCCUAGCCGCGUCUGUGACGUCGGUGAUGGCAUCCUGCGGAUCUUUAACGCAUCUCUUUCCAAGAGCCGAAGGAGAAGAGGUACCGAUCUCGAAAUUUGGUUAUACUGGCACAACGGGACCUGUUCUGUGGACUCAGUUGGACACUGCCGCCAAUGGACUAUGCUCCACAGGAUCCAACCAAUCUCCUAUUAACAUGGUGGAAGGGCAAUUCAAACUUAUCCCGGCAUCUGACACCCAGUUGACGAUUCCCGAUGUCCCUGAGGGCGCUGAAUUCGAAAAUCUCGGCUCCACAGUUGAGGUAGUUAUGAAAGGCCUUGGUGGAACAUUUGUCUUGGAGGGAAAGACCUACACAUUGGAACAAUUCCACUUCCAUCAUCCUAGCGAACACAUUGACAAUGGCGUCAGCCUUCCGAUGGAAAUGCACUUAGUGUUCAGCUCAGGAACCGACAUCGGGGUCAUUGGCGUCUAUGUUGAUCUAAUUGACGUCCCCCAGAAGACAUUCCGGGUUCACCUGGUACCUCGACAAACGCCGUCGACUUUACUCGAAACGAUUUUCAGUUCGGUCGGAGAAAUCGCUACUCCGGGUACCAAAACAAAGACCAAGCCGUUGGUGAUGUCUGAAUUAGUCAACACACUAAAGGCUGGUAACUUUCAGAGAUACACCGGCUCUCUUACGACACCUCCCUGCUCUGAGGGCGUUGCUUGGUCUGUAGCAACCCAAAAGCUUAUGCUAUCCAGGACCACUUUCCAGGCUGCGCGAGAUAUCAUUGGGUUCAACUCUCGUUUCCCCCAAAACAAUCUCGGUGCCCAGAACGUCCUUACACUCGCCUCUGGUGCUGCCGGCGCAGUAGCAAAAGCCCCGGCAACAGAACAAGCAGCAAAUGUUACUUCCGUGCAUAGGCGAUGGAUGGGACGCGGUGCGAAACUUGAAUAAAGCGACAGCAUCAACUGCCAUGAGGUCCGACGAAACUGAGACCGGAUAAUCUUGCCAUGAACCAGGUUUAGGUUAGCCCUCACUAAAGGGAAUCUCCGCGUUUAAGGCCUAAGCAUCU